UGUCGUCCCAACAUCCUUUGCGUGUCCAAUAUGGAAGAACUGGCGGUGGAGGUCCGUGGCUCCAACGGGGCUUAUUACAAGGGCUUGGUCAAAGAUAUCCACGAUGACUCUCUCUCCAUUGCCUUUGAGAACAAUUGGCAGCCAGAACGCCAGGUGCCCUUCAGUGAUGUCAGGUUGCCACCACCUGCUGACGCCAAGAAGGAGAUCGGAGAAGGCGAGGAGGUGGAGAUCUUGUCCAGAGCCAAUGAACAAGAACCUUGUGGUUGGUGGUUAGCUAAAGUCCGCAUGAUGAAAGGAGAUUUCUAUGUGAUUGAGUAUGCAGCCUGUGAUGCCACCUACAAUGAGAUUGUGACCUUUGAGCGUCUGCGUCCAGUCAACACCAACAAGGCCAUCACCAAGAACUCCUUUCACAAGUGCACUGUCCCAGUUCCUCAGGAUCUACAAGAAGCGUGCCAGAGUGAGAAUGCCCAUAAGGACUUUAAGAAAGCUGUGGGAGCCUGUCGCAUCUCAUACUGCCCCGAGACCAGUCAGCUAGUGAUUGUGUCUACCAAUGAGUCAACGGUGAAGCGUGUGUCUUUGCUGAGUGACAUGCACCUGCGGAGCCUGAGAACCAAACUGCUUUUAAUGUCACGCAACCAGGAGGCCACAAAGCACCUGGAGAACUCCAGGCACCUGGUAUCAUCCUUCCAGGAGGAGUUUAUGGUGAGACCGGAUCUGAUGGGCUUGGCCAUCGGAAGCCACGGCAGCAACAUCCAGCAAGCACGGAAGAUUCCAGGCGUCACUGCCAUUGAGCUGGAUGAAGAGACGGGCACUUUCAGGAUUUAUGGAGAGACUGCAGAGGCAGUUAAGAAGGCCAGGAGCUACUUGGAGUUUCUGGAGGAUUCUGUCCAGGUGCCGAGGAACCUUGUUGGCAAAGUGAUCGGCAAGAACGGUAAGGUCAUCCAGGAGAUUGUGGACAAAUCUGGUGUGGUGAGGGUCCGGAUAGAAGGAGACAAUGAUAACAAGCAGCCCAGACAGGAAUUGACACAGGGAAUGGUCCCAUUCACCUUUGUCGGUACUAAGGAGAGUAUUGGCAAUGUUCAGGUCUUGUUGGAGUACCACAUCUCUUACCUCAAUGAGGUUGAGCAGCUUCGUCUGGAGCGGCUGCAGAUUGACGAACAGUUACGUCAAAUCACCCAGGGUCACCGACCAGUUGACAGGGAGAGAGGAGAGAGGGGGGAGAGAGGAGGAGGAUAUAAUACUGACAGCAGUGCCAAUGCCUCUUCAUCCUCCGUACAUGUCAGUCGCUCCUACAACGGUCGAGGCCGUGGGCGCAGAGGCCACAGCUACAGCACUGGAUAUGGCACCAACUCAGAGCAGUCCAAUGCCUCUGAGACCGAUUCAGAGCGCAGGGAUGAGCUGAGUGACUGGUCACUGGCUGGAGAGGACCACGACAGGGACAGAGAUAGAGGCGCACGGCCACAAAGAGAUGGCCGCAGGAGACCAGGACCCGGCAGAGGCCGAGGCGGGCCUGGGGGAAGGGGAAGAGGAGGAAGAGGAGGAUACAGUUCUGCAGGGCAUCGGGACCAUGACGACAACCACGCCUAUGGAGUCUUGGAGACCAACACGGAGACAGACCAGACGGCCGAUACCGAUGCCAGUGAGUCCAACCUGCCUGCGAACCGCCGUCGAAGGUCUCGGCGACGCAGAACAGAUGAGGAUGCCACACUGAUGGACGGCAUGAGCGAGUCCGAUAACGCCUCAGUGAGCGAAAAUGGAAUAGAUGACUCUGAAGCUAAACCUCAGCGUCGUAAUCGUAGCCGACGUCGCCGCAUCCGCCUGCCUGAGGAGAGGCAGCCAGUGACUGUAGCUGACUACAUAUCCAGGGCUGAAUCUCAGAGCAGACAGAUGACCACCAAGGACACCAAGAAAAACAAGGAUGUGAGUCAGGUAGAUGUCAUCGCUGAGCACAGCCCACAGCCUGCCCCGGCAACCACCAAUGGUUCCAGCAACAGUGCUGCUGACGGCGAGGGCAACAACGGCACAAGUGCUCCCAGGUCUCCCACCGAAAGGCCUGCCAAAGUCUCCUACAAGGAGGACUCCGACCCACAACCUGUUGUUAACGGGCUCUCUUAGUCAGAUUUGUCAAAGAAAAUGGUUUCAAAUAUUCUUUGGCUGCACUCGAUUGAAUCUCCAUGACUCGGGAGCAGCCUCAAAAGAGAAUCUUAACAUUUAAAUACAACAAGCACUGUUCUUUUUUACUUUACAAAUAUUUGAAACCUGUUUCGCUGUGCAAGUUUUAGAGGUCUAAACCUUAACCUUCCCUUUACAUGUGUUCUGUCCAACUAUCCAUUUUACUACAGUUCUUCUUCUUCUUCUUCUUCUUCCUUUUUUUUUUUACCAUAGUUCUUCCUGUAUGAGCUUGCCAAAGAUAGUCAAACAUACACAGACUUACAGACAUGUACAUGAACUGUACUUUUCAGUCCUCUCUCCAUUUAACAGUCUGGGUUGGACUGAACACAGUAUUUAUACAUACAAUGCAGACAGGGAUUCCACUCAAACCCAUACUGUGGUAUGAAUGCAGCAGUACUUUUUUUAUGGUGAACAAAAAAAACGUCAUAGCAGGGGUUUAGAACAAAACAACGCCUGCCUUCUACCAGGUGGACUCAGAAAGAUGCUUCCACUACCUUUUGUUCAGGAUGUUUUGUGCAUCUGAAGUAGUUUGUAAAUUAGAUGUUCUGCAUGAGCAGUACCACGGUGCAGAUAGGUUUCUUGGAAUCCCAGGUAUGUUUGACAUACAUGUGAUCAGCUGUUGUGCCUUGAGAGUAGAUUCAACAUGUUGUUGCCUGGCUCUGCACACCAUCUGAAAUCCUUUCACUUAUUUCUGUGUUACCCGUUUGCCUUCAUCUGCUGCAGGUGAAGCAUAUAAGGUGUCUCCAUGUGCUAAAUGUGUGUACUGUGUGCAGCUGAAGGCAAACACUGAAUGCCCUAAAAGGAUUUCAGAGGCAUCUUUUUAAAAUCAGGUGUGUCUUGUUCUUAAUGUUGUGGGGAAGGGGGGGAUGAAUCCAGUUAUCCUUUAUAUAUAUCUGUUGAGGAGUUUGACAUUAGCUGCUUCCUGUUUUUCAAUAUGCAACCACUUCAGUCAUAGAAGAAAUGUUAUUACAGCGUGUCUGGAAGAGAAACAAACAAUAGAGGAGUUGUUUUCUUUGCACUGAAAUGUAACCUUUUUCUGUUAAAGAGCUGAUUGUAGUUGAGUCUGGAAACUGGCCCGUUACUGUUUAGUGCUGGACAGAAAUGUAGCCGUCAGCGCUGGGUUUCCUGGGAACAUCUCAUUACUAAACAUCGGGAAGGUUCAUCUUAAGUUCUGUUUUGUUUUCCUCCCCAGGAAAUUGUUGUACAUCAACAGAUUCAAAGCAUGUUUGCCGUAUUCACUUUUACACGCCCGCUAUUGCAGAGGUUCCGUAAGAACCCGAUAACGCUGGUGUUGAGAUGUUUCUAGAAAACCAGGCCCAGGUGACGACGAUGUCAUUUUCAUGGUUCUUCCAUACUGGCUGGCUGGAAACUGGUCACGACUGUUCCACUAAGGAAGGAGAUUUAUUUGGUUUAUUUAUUUUUAAAAAAUGUACAGUAUUUAAAAAAAAAAAAAAAAGUCUUCUUUUUCUUGACACUAAAAAUAUGCGUUACCGGGAGGUUUUCUUUUGAGAAAAAUGACAAUUUGGACUACUGAGAGUUGUGACAUCCCACGUGUUUUUGUUGGGUCAACUACAGUAUAUUGUUUUUUUUUUUAAGGAUCGUCUGGUUGGUUGAUGUGCAAUAUGUUUUGUAUGCAGGUAGUUCUUAAAUAAACUUGAUCUUCCAUGUAGAUCUAAAACCAA
This is a messenger RNA of Stegastes partitus (bicolor damselfish), 3854 nucleotides long. It is a transcript of the gene fxr1, whose product is annotated as FMR1 autosomal homolog 1. Gene Ontology annotation, biological process: mRNA transport; positive regulation of translation; regulation of mRNA stability. The record is from RefSeq and is a predicted model, not a curated record. The transcript has 18 exons. Bases 31 to 2115 code for a protein of 694 amino acids. Gene Ontology annotation, cellular component: cytoplasmic stress granule; nucleus; neuron projection. Gene Ontology annotation, molecular function: translation regulator activity; mRNA 3'-UTR binding. Lineage: Eukaryota; Metazoa; Chordata; Actinopteri; Pomacentridae.